AUGGCAAUCUGCUAUGUUCACGAGAUGGAAGGGUUAGGGCGGUGCCUUGUGGCCAAUCGCGACAUAGAUCCCGGUUCAGAGAUCUUGAAGGAGAGGCCACUGCUGGCAGCCCCAGAAAUGGAACUGGGGCAAGUGGACCUGGCUGGACUGGAGGCCACCUGUGAGGACACCUGCCAGCCCUGGUCACACUCGACCAUCGAUGGGGCUGCAGUCAGGCGCCUCCUCGGCUUGCUGCAGAUGUACCUGGAGAGCGAUAUUGAGAUCAAGCGCUCUGUGCUUGAACUUGAUGAUAGCAUGGAAGGCACUGCAGCGGCUUGCCUGGUUAGGAAGCUGGCGUCCCGGCUGUUGGAAAGCGGGCUGUUCGCACAGCUGCGCAAGAUGGAGUUGCAUUGCCAGUCGGGAUGCAUCGUCAGCACAGUGCCCAUUUCUCGCGGCUCUCGCAUUGAGAUCUCCUAUGAGCUGGAGCGGCUGGAUGUGGAAGAAGAACUGGAGGCCCUCGGCCAUGCCGCUCCUGUGCUCACCAGCGGACAAACUCAGAUCUGCUGUUGUGUGAUGCCUUGGAUGGGCCAACUUGUGCCCAUGAUUCACUUAGCACUGGCCCUGCAAGCGCAGAAGUCUACAGUUGUUUCCUUCAUCACUACUACAUUGGGCGUGCAUCGCUUGCGCACCCUUUUGGGCAACAAACGCGCAAAGCUGAACCUGGUGCAGAUUGAUGAUGGAUCCGAUGAAGAUUCCGAGCGCGUCUUUGCCAGGCUGCUGCAGACUCCAGGCCAAGAACCUUUUUUGGAGGCAAACCUGACAGUUGCAGGUUUGGCGAAGGAACACGUGCAGAGCUUGGUUAAGCAGGGUGUAACCCACUUUGUGCUGGAUUGGUUGAGCUUUGGCUUCGCCGAGUGCAUCCGUGCCAGCGGGGCGCAGUAUUGCAUAUCAAUGCCUGGGUCAACUUUGCAGGCUGAAUUUGGUUGUGCGGUUAGGGAUUCAUCCGAGUGCUCUAGCAACACCCAAAGGGCCAUUCAAAGCAUCACGCACAACGCGAAGAUCCUGGUUCAUGGAUUUCCGGGGAUGUUUGGGGCGAGGGUGGGACAGAUGGGCGAUCAAAUGACGUGUGUAGGGAUUCUGGCCAGCGAGCCUGAGACUUUGCCUGCAGAUGUCGAGGCCUUCCUGAAUUCUGCUGGUCCACCGGUCCUGUAUGUGUUCUUGGGGUCUUUGACAGUGCUGACUGUCAAGGAGUUGGAGGUGCUGUGUCGUGCUGUUUCGUCGCCGGGCGAGUGGCGUGUGAUGUGGUCUUUGCCUGAAGAUCUGCAAGUGCUGCUUCCCAGCAUAUCCAGAAACGCAGGUUUUUUCCUGUCCCACUGGCUUCCUCAAGCUUCGAUUCUCAGACAUCCGGCAUGCAUUGCUGCAUUGAUUCAUGCCGGUUGGAGCUCCCUUGCAGAUGUGAUCCUGUCUGGCAAGCCUGUUUGUGCUCUUCCUCUAUUUGGAGAUCAGCCUAUCAACGCGCAAAUCGUGCAGACGCUGAACAUUGGAUUGACCAUCUCUGCAGGCCGCAGCUUGGGAGACAUGGAUCCAAAGCGCAUUCAGGCCUCAAUACGAGCUGUGAUUCAGGACUCGCGUUUCUCUGAGGCAGCUCGUGCGUGGAAGAAGGCUGCAGGCUUUGGAGGUGCAGAUUACGCUGCAGGAGUGGUGAGAAGUUAUUUCGACCAGGAGGGCAGGGAGACUUUGCAGGAAGGUCGUGCAGACCUGGAGAUGGCAGCAGUCACUCUCGCAGAGGACAUGCGCUCGCUGAGUUUUGAUGACGGAGAUGCGGAGGAGCUGUUACCAAUGGGUGCUCAGUUGGAGGUGUUGCUCAUGCAAAGUGAGCUGCUGCUUGGUGCGGCAGAUGCUGUUACUUGGUGGUUGUUGAGGCUUAGAGUUUAUCGGGAUUUCCAGCGCUUGCUCUCAUACGGCGACACUGUGCUUCGCAGCGUUGAUCCACGAGACAUAUGCGAGCUGGUUGGGUUGGCAGGUGCGGUUCACAACAAGUUGCUCCGGCAAGCUGUCUCCUUGGGACUACUAUCUCCGUUGCUGGAUGAUGAGCCACAUCGGCCAGCCAACUUUGCAGCCGUGUGGCUGGCAUCCGGCAGCACUCUGGCGCACCACGUCGCAGUCUUUAAAGGUGACAUGGAGAAAGCUACCGGCCUGGAUGAAGAAGGACCCGCAACCUCGGCGCUCGGCAUCUGCACCUCCCGAGCGCAGGAAGAGAGGCUGCUCGAGCACCACCUGAGCGUGGCCGUGAUCGUCGCAGCAAGUCGGUUGCUGGUGCUUCCUCUGCAUGGUAGCGUCUCCACCACCAGGCACAAGGCCAAGGACAUGGAUGUCACCCGCGACCGGUCUAUGCGACGAGCCACGCAGAACUUGGCUGUUUGUCACCGCCUCGAGAGCCUCCCCCAGAAGCAGCACAACCCAAAGGGCUCCGAUUUGCGGCACUACGUGAAACUGAUCAACAUGCAUGCCAAAAAGGGAGCGCUCGAGAAAGCCGAAGCUUGCUUCCAAGAGUUGCAAACGGCACGUCUCACUCCGGACCUCUUUGCCUACAGCGGCGUGAUGAAUGCACAUGCCCGAUGCGGCUCUGUGGUGGGUGCACAGAGGUACUUGCAGGAGCUGUUAGACGAGUCUUUGCAGCCUGAUGCGGUAUGCUACGGCAGCGUUCUCAACGCAUGUGCUCAAGCUCAUGAAUCGGAACUUGCAGAGCACUGGUUGUCGCAGAUGAUUAGCGCGCGUGUGCCGCCAAACCGCGUGGCCUACAGCACUGUGAUCAAUGCCUUCGCACAGGAAGGGAGCGUGGAAGCGGCUGAACGAUGGUUUUCAAGCAUGACUGCGGAUCGAGUUGUCCCCAAUGAAGUGACCUUCUGCAGUAUGAUCAAGGCUUGCGCAAACAAGGGUGAUGCCGAUCAUGCGAUGCAGUGGCUUCAGUGUUUACUUGAGUCGGGGCUAGAGGUGCCCGCCCUUGCCUUCAACUCGGCAAUCAAUGCUUGCGCUGGAACUGGUGAUGUGACAUACAACAGCUUGGUGAAGGUGAGCGCAGCGAAGGGUGACGUGCAGUGUGCGCAGCGCUUCCUUGAUGAGCUGCUGGGCAGUGGCCUCCAGCCAGAUGUGCAGACCUUCAACAGCCUUCUUAGCUGUGGGGCUUAUCGUGGAGACCUGCAAGCAUGCGAGAGCUGGUAUCAGCAGAUGGAAAGUCUGGGCGUGACACCGGAUACUAUUACGUAUAGCACCAUGCGAACAGCCUGUACUCGAUGUGGCAAUCACAUCCAAGCACAGCACUGGCUGAAGCUUAUUGUCCAAAAUGACGAGAGCGCCAGAGCAGUCUGGAGUGCCAGGGGUAAGACUGCGAUUGAUCCUUUCUCUGAGACUGGCGGUGUGAUGAAGAAGGCGCUGUACCGUUUCCGAUCGCAAGGGGACGAACGAAUUGCAGAGCACCUGGAAAAAGCCCUAGAGUACCAGUGGGUAUAUGGAUACCCGCACAUGCCACAGCAUGAGCAGCAGCUGACACAUGGGGCGUACAAAUACAUGGCGGGAAUGCAGCCAAUGACAGCGCGAGAAAUCUACAAGAUUGUUCCUGAAAGCCAGGCAGUAAUGGACACCUUCUGUGGAUCAGGAACCGUCCUGAUUGAGGGGCUGGUUGCGGGAAAGGUGAGAUGCAUCGGUAGUGACACGUCUCCAUUGGCAAUUUUUGUGACCAGACACCACACGGACGCUCUGCAACUGCCAUUGGAAGACUUCAUGGCAAAGGCAGAGGAGCUUGCAGCUCCAGGUGCAACCAAUUGGGGCAGCCUCCGUGACGGUAUCCGGACGAUAACCAUGCCAUUGCUCCGUGACGGCUUGUGGUUUGCAUAUGCAAUUGCUUGGCGCCUGGCGCGCAGCUCAUUCGGAGGCAGCAAGUUCGGCCAGAAAGAUGAGGGCCAGGUUGGCGAUGCCAGGUCGUACUUCCUGUCGACUACAUAUCGCUUUGCGGAUCGGGUGCGGGAUUUGCGGAGCCAAUUCAAAGGCAAGCCUUCUGUGGAGCUCCACUGCUGCGACUGCCGUCAGCUGGUCCUGGAAGAAAAGGUGGAUGCCAUUAUCACCAGCCCGCCUUAUCCUGGGGUCUACAAUUACCUGCAGGCUGCCGCCUAUGACUGCCGGCAAGUAGCAGGUGAGGGUACAGAGGGGAUGGGCUUCCUUGAGGAGGUGUGGGAGCCUGGUGAACCAGACUUGUCAGUGGAGCUAGGUGCAGCUUCCCUGCAGCCGAAAUCUGUGGCUGAAGCAAGAACACGUUGGCAAAAAGAGCAGGAGGAGUGGUUAGCAGCUGCAAAAGGCAACCUUCGCCAGGGAGGAACUGUCACUAUCAUGGUUGGAAAUGGUGAUGCGUUGGAAGAGAACGCCAAUGAGAUUGAUUGCUUACAGUCAACGCUGGCGGCUGCUUCUGCCGUUGGCUUUGAUGUUGUGGCCACGUCCACAAUUGAAAGCUGCGCAGAUGCUGCGCACGAGUCCAAGGGGAUGUUGCGGACAGAGCAUAUGAUACACCUUCGCAAGCCAAGCUAG
Molecule: messenger RNA, 4557 nt
Organism: Symbiodinium pilosum
Lineage: Eukaryota; Dinophyceae; Suessiales; Symbiodiniaceae
Source: the annotation of a GenBank genome assembly